CAUCUCGGACACCAUGGCCGUGUCAGGUGACCACACAUUUGGCUUACCUAGCAAACAGGGCGAGUUGACAGCUGCGGAGUUGAUUUGCGGUACAAUCCCUCGUCAAUUGGCUGGCUUGCCCACCGAUGAUGAUGAUGCUACUGUGACUCGGACGAAUUCUGAAAAUGGGUGUGUGAAUUUUCAGCAGCGCGUCGACUGCCUAAUGCCUGUGGUUCAUCACACAUUGAGGAAUGCAUCGUUCUCCCGCGGAUCAGAUAUUACUGCAGCUUUGUGUCACUUGUCAAAUGGGGAAGAUCUCAUUUCAAUGGUGGAUGCGCGGGAGUUACUCCUUCAUUUUGAAGUUCCACUUGACGAGGAGCUUACUGAACAAAUUUUUGACCUGGUCAUGGUUGAAGCACCUGACAAAAUUAUGGAAAAUGCAAUGAAAAAGGCUGAGACCUCCAGGCUGGAGAAUCAGAUCGUUUUCAAAUCGCGUUCUAAUGAGGAUGCUUUCCGAUGGGCUGUGGAUUGGCGCCUCCUAGCCGCGUUCUUAGAUUGGAAAAGAAAUCCAAUUGAAAGAGAAAGACUACGUGAAUGUGGUUGUCAAGAAACUUUGAACGCCAAAUCGGAUAAAAAUGAAGUUGCCGAAGCGGUGAAGCGCCGAAUACGGCGUGCCAUUGAUGCCAAUGUGAAGACAUACACCCUGAGCAGUGAACAGUACUCAGGUGAUCGGGACGGAUUGCUAAACCCGGAGUGUUGGGCACGAUUAGGGUCUCAGUCUGUGCGACGAAAGGUACCUGUUCCAAAAGUUAAGCGUACCCUUGAUUACACUAAUUAUGGGGAUGAAACUACUAUACGCUCUCUGCUGCAACCAAGUAUAUACGCAGAAUACGGAUUGUCGUCACAUGAUUUGCUGCUGCCGCGGACCAAGCAAGAGCUACGUUCGAUUAUGGACAAAUGCGGUUUAACUGAAAAGUACAAUUUGGGAAACAAAUUUGACCAAAUAUGGAGCAAGUCGCUGCAACUGGACAAGGUCGUGGGUAAAGAUACUGUUUCAGAGGAUGGCUCAACAGCGAGUUUGCAUGCCUUCAGGGAGGCCUUGCUAGAAGAUCGGGCGGAGGAGAUUCGUAAACAGUUCGAUGUAUAUUACUCUAACCUGUGUUGUUAGCGUGACCUCGGUCAAUACGGUGCACUCAUGUCUGGGUUGCAGUUGACAUACCCAGAUUAAGCUUUCUUUUUAGGCGACAUCUGGUGUUCACACUACGAUUGCUUUCAAUAAAGCACUAAUUAACCUGGAACUUUUUACGAACAUGCCAUAUGAUAUUUUCAAAAUAACUGAAUCCAUGUUUCCCCAUUGUGCGCUAACUUUUACGUAAA
Dicrocoelium dendriticum is the source of this 1356-nucleotide messenger RNA. Lineage: Eukaryota; Metazoa; Platyhelminthes; Trematoda; Plagiorchiida; Dicrocoeliidae. The record is from the annotation of a GenBank genome assembly.